GGAAUUUUCACUACUACAGAAGUCCACUGCAGUCAUCUAGACUUUAAGUUUUAAGAUUUGAUGAUGAUACCCACAAAUAUGCUGAUCAAGACAUUGAUCUGUAUAUAUUUCAUGAUGUUCCUUAUGACAAGUCAAAGUCUAGCCUUUGAGAUUUUGUCAACAAAGUCAAAGAAGCAUCAGGACAUAACCCGUGAUGCAAUUUUACAGACAACGGCCGAUAUCUGCAGAUCGCAAGCACUCCAGGAGGGACGAAAUUUUGUUCUGCAAGGUGCACUGACAGUAAAAUCAGUGGCAGGAAGUUGUUACUCAUCUGAUUCAGCCAAAGAUUUUCAAAGGAGCAUUGAUAAGAUAAAUAAACACAAUGCCUGGGUCGACAUUAGGCAUCCUUUUACAGGAAGUUACCAUUUUGACAAUGAGGAGUUUUUGUCUGGACGGGAUCUUAUUACUAAAGGAGUUUCUGCUGUCAAAUACAGUGUCAAGCAGCAGAGCUAUCAAGCUGCCCGAGAUGCACUUGGUAAAAUCCUACACACUUUGCAGGAUUUUUACAGUCAUAGUAAUUGGAUUGAAAUGGGAAACACAGAACCUUAUUCCAACCUGAUUAAACCAGACACCCCAAUUAACAACAUAGCAGAUUCAGAAACCUGCCGGCCUUGUACUGGCAAAGACUGCACAGGAAACAUCCUGGAAGAGAUCAUUGGACAGCAGAAACUAACAUCAGGAUACUUUGGCUUCUUCAAACCAAAAGGAAAAUGCAGUCAUGGAGGAAAGUUUGAUCCAUCAAGUUGGGGGCAAGGUGGCAUAAAUAAGGAUGACUCAAACUCCAUCCACGGUCAUCUACAUGAAGCAGCAGCAUUGGUAGCCACUGCUGCUACUAGAGAGCUACUACAAGACAUCAGAGCAGCAGUUGGAGAUGCUGAGUUUCUUAGACUGAUGGGACUCAGCCAGACUUCAGUGCUGUGUUUUGUUAUCGACACCACUAGCGACAUGUCUGAAGACAUUGAAGAAGUCAGGAGAGUUACUUCAUCCAUCAUUCACAGUAAAACAGCCACUACAGCUCAACGUUCAGAAUACAUCCUGGUACCAUUUAACGACCCUGAUUAUGGCCCAUUUUCAAGAACAAAUGAUCCUAAUGUAUUUAAAAAGCAACUCAAUGUACUUAAAGCUGCUGGUGGAGGAGAUUCUCCUGAAAUGUGUCUCUCAGGACUCCAGCUUGCCCUCACUGGGUCUCCAGUGCAGACUGAGAUUUUUGUUUUCACCGAUGCUGAUGCAAAAGAUAAAAGGUUGAGAAAUACUGUACAGGCCCUUAUUGAAAGAACAAAGUCUGUAGUAACAUUCAUGCUAACUAACACAGUUAGUUCUCAGCAUGAUGGACAAGUUUCCUCUCAGCUUCAUUCACAAGUCUACCAGGACCUGGCCCAGGCCUCUGGGGGCCAUGCUAUUGAGGUCACCAAAGGAGCAUUGUCCCAAGCUACUAAAAUUAUUGAGUUUACCUCCAGAUCUACACUGGUCACUCUAUUCCAGGCUGUAAGAAACCCAGCAAGAGCAGAAAUAUUCUCUGUCUUUGUGGAUUCUUCUGUGCAAAACCUGACAAUUUACAUCACAGGCAACUCUCCAGAUUACACCAUUACUAGUCCAUCAGGAGUCUCACAGAGCAGCAGUGAACUGAAUGGGGCUCUGGGGCUUAUUCAGAGAGUUGGUAACUUUCAAACAGUGCAACCAAAUAUUUCAGACCAAGCUGGAUUGUGGCUUUUCAGUAUUAAAUCAACACAGCCCUAUAGCAUCAAAGUUGCUGGUCAAAGUGAGGUUGAUUUCCUGUUUGACUUUGUAGAACUUUCCCAAGGGCUUCAUUCAAGCUAUGCUGUAUUAAACAGCAGGCCUGCAGCAAACACCAAUAUCACCCUGUUGGUGACCAUGGUUGGUGCGGACAGUGUGAGGCCUACAGAGGUGUCUCUGGUCGAAGCAUCUAGUUCAAACUCUUUUAAUGGGAAAAUAGAAGAGGUAGCAAGUGGGCAGUACUUAGUGACCUUCAACAGCAUCCCAGCAGGAGAGUUUACUGUUCGUGUAGUUGGACAGACCAAUUCUUCUAGAUCUACAAAUAUCAACUUUCAGAGACACUCACCAACUCGAUUCCAAACAUCACAUGUGACCAUUACUACUCAACCUGUUGGAACAGUGGAACCUGGAAAACAAUUCACUCUGCCUUUCACAGUUGCAACCAAGGGCUCUGGAGGAAGCUUUAAUAUCAGCGUCAACAAUGAUCGCAAUUUUAAGACUCUCUUUAACAAAUCCAUAACUCUCGAGAGUGGGGGCAGUGCAAAUGGUACAGUGAUUCUGACUGUUCCUGAAAAUACUUCCUCCGGAACUGAUGUCACUGUGACAAUUGAAGCUGAAGCACCUGAUGGAAGCGACUUCAACUACGCUGUGCAGCGCAUUGCUAUUGUUGCUCCGGUAACAGAUAUUACUCGUCCAGUAUGUGAGGCAGUUACUGUAAAUGCUGACUGCUCAGACAACUGCAGUCUCUCCUCAUGGUACCUCACUGCCAGCAUGACUGAUGGGUCAGGUAUUCAGAGUGUGAGAGUCCUCCAGGGAAACGGCACACUCAGCACCACCACUGUGCUCAGUGACACAGGGAUGAAUGUCACAACGGUAGUCUACAGCUCAUCUUGCUGCUUCCUAGAGUUGGAACUGGUUGCUGUGGAUGCAGUGGGAAAUGUUGCCACCUGCUUCAAAUCUCUGAGAGCUACAGCCGCACCACGCAUCCUCACUUAUGGUGCAGAAUUUUUCUUGAUUUUGCCAGUUUGCCUUUGGCUUAAUAUUGGAGCCUCACUUUACCAAUUCGCGUAGCUCUAAGAAAAAAUAUCUGAAUGUGAAUAAGAUCAGAAUAUUUGGGUGUAUAUAAUACCCAUUCAGUAAUGCUUUUAUAUAUUAAGCAGUAAAUGCUAAGUUUGUGAAAGAAAGAGAUAUCAAAAGUUUUUUGCCUGUUUUGCCAAGUUAUAAUUUUAAGUUUUAUAUGACAAGUGUAAAAUAUAAAAAAGUUCAUUGCUAUUACCAUGUAGUAUACCUACAUGCAGUGUAGGGUUUUAAGGUUUCAGGUUCUAGUUUAGAGUUAAUCUCGUAGGUUCUAGUAUAGAGUUAACGUUUGUAGUUGUAUGAGGGAUAAACAGUCUCUUAUUAAAAUGUAAGUGCAUUUAGUUUUUAAUUAAACAAUUACAUGCUGGCACUAUAAUUGAAAUCAGAUUUACAGAUGAUGACGAUGGUGAUGAUUGGAUGUUACUUAACUCGUAUAAGGUUAUUUGAGCCAUGUUUUGCAUAUUCAUUAACUGUGUUUAAUUUCUCUACAUCUUGAUUUUUCCUGUCUUCUUUUCAUUCGCAUUCUUGUACUUUAUGUUCUUUUGAUUUGCUAUGACAUACAUUAAAUCAGUGGUUCUCAACUGGA
Messenger RNA from Pangasianodon hypophthalmus (striped catfish), 3436 nucleotides. RefSeq names its product von Willebrand factor A domain-containing protein 7-like. NCBI's taxonomy places the organism in Eukaryota, Metazoa, Chordata, Actinopteri, Siluriformes, Pangasiidae. The record is from RefSeq and is a predicted model, not a curated record. The transcript has 16 exons. The coding region runs from base 61 to 2844 and encodes 927 amino acids.